Molecule: messenger RNA, 636 nt
Organism: Miscanthus lutarioriparius
Lineage: Eukaryota; Viridiplantae; Streptophyta; Magnoliopsida; Poales; Poaceae
Source: the annotation of a GenBank genome assembly
AUGGAUCGGGCGGAGCACGUCGCGAGCAAGAUGCUUCGCGCCAGGAUCGACCAGAGCCAUGGUGCCACCCUCGCCUCCGAUGGUGACCACGGCGGAUGUAUAAUGGCGAGGGCGCGCGCGCAGUACUUGGGAAUCCUCUUGGGUAACGGAUCCCACUGUGGCGGCUCCACAGACACCUGGCGGCUGGUCCAGGUUUCGGUGUCGAGUGGUACAGUUGGAGCUCAUUACGCGUCGUCGCAGCCUAUAUCCAUCAGCGGCGCGCGAUGGUGUAAUGGCCGUCCGGAUGAGGGAGGAGGCCGACGUCAUCCCUGUGGAAGACGGGGGUGGGGGGCUCUCCAGCAGAUCAAGCGUCGGGUAGGCGGAGGCGCGGUAGACGUAGUAGUCGUGGGAGUGCUUGAGAUGGAUGUGGCCGUCUGUGCGCCCCACGUUGACGCGGAGAAGGGGGAGGCGGUCCACCGAGCAGAGGAUGAUCGGGCCCACGAAUGGAUUCAGAUCGUCGGAGGCCAUGUACAAAAUGGAGGGCUGCGGUGGGUGUUUCAGCAGAAAGGAUACCUCGAUGAGCACCCUGUUGCUGUUGAAGGCUGUGGCGGUGGUGCGGUUCCGGUGGAUGCCAACGACGGCGUCGACGUUGAGUAG